Molecule: messenger RNA, 1603 nt
Organism: Aricia agestis (brown argus)
Lineage: Eukaryota; Metazoa; Arthropoda; Insecta; Lepidoptera; Lycaenidae
Product: myrosinase 1-like
Exons: 11
Coding region: 1-1599 (532 amino acids)
Biological process (GO): carbohydrate metabolic process
Molecular function (GO): beta-glucosidase activity
Source: RefSeq, a predicted model, not a curated record
AUGUUGUACCGAACUUUUGUGUUGUGUAUUCUAGUCCGAAACACCUGGAGCUCCAGCUGGAAGUCGGAGGUGGAGGAGGGUUCCAAGGUCCACUUCCCGCCAUGGUUCAAGUUCGGCUCGGCAACCGCGUCACAUCAGAUCGAGGGUGCCUGGAAUGCUAGCGGUAAAACUCCCCACAUCUGGGAUGUGUUCGCCCACACGGUGCCAGGAGCCAUCUCCGACGGCUCCAAUGGCGACGUGGCCUGCGACAGCUACCGCCUGUGGCGAGAAGACGUGAAGAUGGCCGCGGACCUGGGCCUGGACUUCUACAGGUUCUCCAUAUCAUGGCCGAGGAUACUCCCAUCGGGUUUCCCGAACCACAUCAACGAGGAGGGGGUGCGGUACUACCGCGAGCUGAUGGACGGUCUGCUCGAGGUGGGCAUCGAGCCCGUCGUCACCAUCUACCACUGGGAACUGCCCCAGUCGCUACAGGAUCUGGGUGGUUGGACCAAUCCCCUAGUAGUCGACUGGUAUGCGGACUACGCCCGUGUCCUCUUCACCCUAUACGCGGAUAGAGUGAAGACCUGGAUAACCCUGAACGAGCCCAUGGUCUUCUGCGAGGCGACGUACACCCUGGGCAGCCACGCUCCAGGCAUCCUCAGCCCAGGGAUAGGCAACUUCCUCUGCAACAGGCAUGCGUUGCUGGCACACGCUAAAGCCUGGAGAAUUUACGAUCAAGAGUUUAGGCAUAAGUAUCAUGGGAAAUUGGCAUUGACGAACAAUCUGCUCUGGUUCGAGCCGGAUGAAGGGCAUGGAGACGAAGUGGCAGAGCUCGUUCGAGAACUUGGUGCUGGUAUGUACUCGCAUCCGAUAUAUUCCAAGGAAGGUGGAUGGCCGCCGGUGAUAGAGAAGAUUAUAGCGGAGCGCAGCCGGCGACAGGGAUACCCCAAGUCCAGACUACCACCGUUUACUAAGGAAGAAAUUAAAUUUAUUAGAGGAACGUACGACUUCUACGGCUUCAACUACUACACUGCGCGGCUGGCGCGGUGGGCGAAACCGGGUGAGGUGCUGGGCAAGUGGCCACACUUCGGCACCGACGAGCUCAACAUCUCCCUCGUCGUUAAGCCUGAGUGGAAGAAGUCUCCUCUCGACUGGUUCAUUAUCUACCCCGAAGGCAUUCGUCGUCAGAUGAAGUGGCUGAAGCGGAAGUACGGGAACAUCGAGAUCUUCAUCAUGGAGAACGGGCUCGCCAACAUCGACCCGCGCCUCGACGACACCGACCGCGUCGACUUCUACAGGGAACACUUGAGACAGGUCCUGCUGUCGAUCUACGAGGACGGCGUGAACGUGACGGGCUACACCGCUUGGAGCCUCAUGGACAACUACGAGUGGAUUGAUGGAUACCAUUCCAAGUUCGGUCUAUACGCGGUGGACUUCUCAGACAGCGAGCGGCGCCGCACGCCGCGUGCGUCUGCGUUUUACUAUAGCAGCGUCGUCCGCACCGGCUCGCUGGUGCUACCGGCUACGUACACCUCAUACACUGCUAGUAGCAGCAAAAACGCGCUGUCUUACAUUACUAUAGUAAUAAAUUUUAUGUUAGCAUUAAGUUUAAUAAAAUAAAAUA